Molecule: messenger RNA, 1182 nt
Organism: Symbiodinium sp. CCMP2592
Lineage: Eukaryota; Dinophyceae; Suessiales; Symbiodiniaceae
Source: the annotation of a GenBank genome assembly
AUGGCUCUGCGCUCGUUUGUCUCAGAAGCCGAGGCCGAGCUCCGUUGUGGAGCUGAAGGUUCCGGCGGAGACGGCUCCAGGCCCGGCCCGGCCAUUGCCAAGAAGUCGCGGAAGAAGUCGCAGAACCCCAACAAGGAGAGUAGGAACCGGAAGCCGGGAUCACCCUUCAAAUCUUUUGAGGCGACAGUGCACCAUCGCCGCCGCACCCCCAGCCUCAGGGACGGCUUGCGUCUUUUCGCUUCCUUCGGGUCGGCUCCAGAUCCUACUUGUGAGGUCACCCAGCUCAGUCCUUGUCCUGGCAAGAAGUCCCUUGCCGACAUGGAGGAGACGCUGCGAACUGGCCAUUUCACCGUGAUCAAAGGUCCAUCGAGUGGCCGGCGUUGGAUCCGGGGAGAAUCCAUCGGCCGCGGCUCCUUAGGCACGGUGUACCAAGCGAUGGACCAGCAAACCGGCGAGCUCCUCGCGGUAAAGGAGGUGGUGAUCAACGCUUCCGACUCUGCUGACAUGAAAUUCAAGGACCAGCUCGAGAACGAGAUCCAAAUCGUCAAGGAGCUAAAACAUCCUCGAAUAGUCGCUUACCUCGGCCAUGAUUACAUGGGUGACUCCCUGUGCAUCUACUUGGAGUUCAUGGCAGGUGGCUCCUUGGCGCAAGCUCUGCGGCAGUUCGGCUGCUUCGAAGAGUCCUUGCUGCUGGCCUACACGAGGGAGAUGUUGGAAGGGUUGGAGUACCUGCACACGAGGGAGACCCCUGUCGUGCACCGGGACAUCAAAGGCGCCAACGUUCUCGUCGAUUUGGACUGCCACGCCAAGCUGAGCGAUUUCGGUUGCUCGAAGCGCGACAACGACACGAUGUCACACACCAUGCGGGGUUCCAUUCCCUGGAUGGCGCCCGAGGUCAUCAAGAACACGGGCUAUGGACGAAAGGCUGACAUUUGGAGCUUCGGGUGUGUUGUGAUUGAGAUGGCCACGGCCAAGAGUCCCUGGGGCUCUUUCGACAAUCCCAUGGCCGCCAUGUGCAAAAUCGCGAUGUCGGAUGCAACGCCACCCAUCCCAGAGGGGGUCUCGCCUGCAUGCCAGGACUUCAUCCGUCUGUGCACACGCAGAGAUCCAGCCGACAGGCCAGAUGCCACACGGCUGCUGGCGCACGACAUCUUGAAAAACGUCAUUGUCGAAGACGACUGA